AUGAGUAAGAGUAUUUAUAACUAUAUAUAUUUAUUUCCUCAGUGUGAGAGUACUAAGAAAAACAUUACAAAUGAAGAAGAACAAGGGUCUCAUAAAUAUUGUGAAAACCACAGUAGUAUAUCAGAAGAUAUAAGAUCCGAAUUUAAUAGUAUAUGCAAAAAUGUUUUGUCAUAUUUUAAUAAGAUGGAAGCAUUAAAACAUACGGAUCAACAUGUUAUGGAUGGAACCUGUGUAUACUUACAUUAUUGGUUAUAUUAUGAUCACCUUAAGACAAACCAUAAUCAAAAUAUGAAUGCCAAAAAGCUAUGUGAUGCAUUGAUAAAACUAAAUAAUGAAAAAGUAGACCCAAUAUGCCAGAAUUAUAAGGAUUUUGAUAUAACAGAAGAUAUGUUAAAAAAAAUGAAAGAUCUAUAUGACAUUAAUACUAAUGUUAAUGCUUUAAAGACCAGUUGUACCAAAAAUGAAACAUGUGAGAUUGCUAAUACAAUUGUUUCAAAAUAUAAGAGAUACAUGUAUGAAUGCGAAUCUCACGGUGAUGUGAAUUUUUGUAAAAUAUUAGAAGACUAUAAGAAUGAAUAUAAUUCAAAAAUAAUGCACCUUAAUGAUGGUACUGCUACGUAUGAAAUAUUAUAUUCAUUCCAAAGAAAUAAUAUUCCUCAUACUAUUAUAUCAGUAAUGGGUGGAACACUAUUUUGGCUCCUAUUUUUAUUUAUUCUAUAUAAGUUUAGGGGAGAUGUUUCAUACUUGCGUACUGUAAUAAGGAGAAUGAGAAAUGCACGUAAUAAUAUGGAUGAAGAAUGGAAAAUUUUAACAUGUUCUGACCUAUCCCACAGAAUUACAAGAAAUAGAACACAUAAUAUAUCAUAUCAUUCUGAGUAA
Plasmodium gonderi is the source of this 879-nucleotide messenger RNA. Its product is annotated as variable surface protein. NCBI's taxonomy places the organism in Eukaryota, Apicomplexa, Aconoidasida, Haemosporida, Plasmodiidae. The record is from RefSeq and is a predicted model, not a curated record. The coding region runs from base 1 to 879 and encodes 292 amino acids. The transcript is spliced from 3 exons.